ACCCCACACAAAGAACCGAAUCGAGAGACAAAAAUGGCGAGGAAUUCAGGGUUGCCAUGGCACGGCAAUUGCUCGGCGAUCGCAGCAAGUUCUGCGCCGCACUUCUUCAUCGUUACAACCUUCCUUCCAGUUCUUUCCAAACCCUGGCUUCUUCAAUCCCCACCUCACCACCUCCGCCGCCCACAGCAACCCCUUCCACCUCCCAACCCUUCUCCAAUUCCCUCCACCACUCCCCAAACCCUCGCUUUCUGCAGCUUCGACCUCUCUCCUCGCCCUCGGGUUCCUCAAACAUUGUUGUCAUUAAGUCAGAGGAUGAAUACAGCAGCGCAAUCAGCAAAGCUAAAGACGGAGCUGAGCCAGCACUUUUCUACUUCACUGCAGUCUGGUGCGGGCCUUGCAGGUUCAUAUCUCCAGUCAUUGGAGAGUUGAGCGAGCAAUACCCACAUGUAACAACAUAUAAGAUUGACAUCGACGAGGAAGGACUUACAAACACUUUGGGCAAGUUGAAUAUUUCCUCUGUGCCUACAUUCCAGUUCUUUCAAGAUGGAAAGAAGUUGGCUGAAGUUGUUGGUGCUGAUGUUGCUCGCUUGAGAGACACUUUUGGAAAACUCUACAAUUUCUAGCUUUCUGCUGUAUGAUCUGGAAUUAUGGCUGAGCAGUAGUUUUGUGUUCCAGGCAGGAAUGAGUGAGGAUGAUCAAUUUGCGCCCGAAAAAAAAAGACGAUCAAGAAAGACUAUGGACAAAGGGGAGAAUAAACUAAAGGAGAUUGUAAGAAUUAUUUUGUGCUAGCAAGCUGAUUGUAAGAUUGCCUUUUCUACUAUAAACGGUUAACUUGUUCGACAAGUUUGGUUUUUGAAGCUCUAUCAAAUUUGUGUUGGUUUA
Molecule: messenger RNA, 882 nt
Organism: Pyrus x bretschneideri (Chinese white pear)
Lineage: Eukaryota; Viridiplantae; Streptophyta; Magnoliopsida; Rosales; Rosaceae
Product: thioredoxin O2, mitochondrial
Exons: 7
Coding region: 57-623 (188 amino acids)
Source: RefSeq, a predicted model, not a curated record